GAGUUAGGCAGUUUAUGACCGCGGCAAAUUUAAUUAAAAUGAGCAAAAGGACACUCUUAAGUUUUAAUGUACACUCGGGUUACAAUGAGCAAGACUCCGGCAUCAGCUGCUUUGAGCAGUAGUUUAAAAGAAAGACUGAAGAAAUGUGGUCGUUACCAUGCUUCCCCUGAGCCAGUUGCUAGGCAACCAAAGAUUUUGGCAACAACAUUGGACAAGGAAAAGACAGACAAUAAUGUACAUUUUAGACAAGAACCAGUUUUACCAAAUGUGAAACGUCAGUGUUUAGAAGGUAGAUCAAAUAAUGUAAAUUCAUAUAAUGAAUUAACUAGUAACCAUGACAACCAGUCACCAUUGCUAACAAAAAGGCAUACACAGUCUAAUCUGUACAGUAUAGAUUCAGAGGAAAGAAAAGAAAUAGACAAUACAGUAACAAAAUGUAGUACUGUGACGGAAACCUAUAGAUUAAAUAACCAACAACUCGAUACACGCUACAGUACUGCUAAUUGUUCAUUGAAUCAGACUCCGAUUUCCCAAAGGUCAAGGUCAUCUUCAUUGAAGGUCAAGGUAAAUAAGCUUAAUUUUGAAGAAGCAAGUAUAGAAGACAAUGAUCAGGAGAACAGUGGCUCUAUAAGUAAAACAAAGUAUUCUAUGGAAGAUUCUUCACAAAUUUCCAAUGAAAAUUUGAUAAAAUCAGACCUUGAGCUACCUCCAGUAUUGAAGAGGAAUUUAAUGAAAGAAUUAGAAUCAAAGGAAGAACAACUACGAAAGCUGAGGAUGGUUAAAAUGUACCGAUCAAAGAAUAAUCUGGAAGAAUUACAAACUUUGAUAGAUAAAUGGAGAGCUGUGUCCCAGCAAGCAUUACAGGAUCUACAUGCUGCCAUGCCGGAACCCAGACCAACUCUAACAGAACUCAUCAACCAUCUUGGAAUCGAUCAUGAGCUUCUUCACUUCAAUGCAGAAGAGGACGAGACAUUCUUUUAGUGUAGAAAUGUAAAGUUUCCAUAUGAUAUGACCAUACAUUUGUAACAUUCAUUGUUAGUGCGACUUAAAACCAAAGGAUUAAAAAGGUGUUAAAAUAGUCUUUCUUCAUAUGUUUAGCAUCCAAUGCAACACUUCUGUUACACAGUAAACAUAUAGUUUAAGUGACAGCUAUUAUUUCAAAGCUGCAUGCCUCUAGAUAUUAAAGCCAAAAUAUUUCAAGAAAAUCAAAUUUGGCAAAAAUGUACUAAGAUUUUAAGAACAGUUAAACGAUUUAAGAUGCAAUUAAUAAUUAACACGUUAUAUGCCAUUAAUGACUGAUUUUGCCAUAUUUAUCAUUAUAUUUCUACAGUGUGAAUUAAUGCAGUUAGUGCUAUUUUUUUCAUGUUUUUUUUUACUCCUUUUUUUGGUAAUUUAUGCGGGUUGUUCAAUGUAAAUACCAUUUGCAAUGUAUAAAUGAAAUUACUUUCUGUGUUCACUACAAAGUUUUUUACCUUUAAAUACAUUGUCAUAGAAAUAUGCAUGAUUCUGGAGGCAUGCUGCUUUAAGUAUGUUUAUUUUAGUUAUUUUUCUUUUUGAUUGUAAAUGUAUUCUCCUUGCACUUAAAUUUUUAAGGACGAUUUACUGGAAUCAACUUCUGCUAUUCAUCCCAGCUGUCAGGGUUUUUUUUUUCUUUUUUUUUUGUCUGGGGCUUAAAAAAGGAUAUAUCAGUUCGUAACUUCAUAGAUGUGCAGAUCAACCUUAAACUAUCUCGUAUCUCUUUUUCAUAAUUUGCACAUAGAAAUUUCCUUACUCAUUUUUUUUUGUCAGGAGUAUAACUCAAAUGGUGUUGAAGGUAACAACUUAAAGCUUUAUAGUCAUAUAGAUGAACAGAUCUCUUGGAGAAGAAGUGCAGUGUCCAAGAACUGUAACUCUUUACAUAAUUUUACAGGAUAGAAUCAACAUGAUUUCUUUUCUUUGUUUGAUAUACAUGUGUACUUGUUGUUGUUAUCUUUAUUUGAUGACAUUUUUAUUUUUA
This is a messenger RNA of Ruditapes philippinarum (Manila clam), 1996 nucleotides long. Its product is annotated as swi5-dependent recombination DNA repair protein 1 homolog. Lineage: Eukaryota; Metazoa; Mollusca; Bivalvia; Venerida; Veneridae. The record is from RefSeq and is a predicted model, not a curated record. Gene Ontology annotation, cellular component: Swi5-Sfr1 complex. Bases 67 to 981 code for a protein of 304 amino acids. Gene Ontology annotation, biological process: positive regulation of DNA-templated transcription; double-strand break repair via homologous recombination. The transcript is spliced from 5 exons.